Molecule: messenger RNA, 2124 nt
Organism: Microstroma glucosiphilum
Lineage: Eukaryota; Fungi; Basidiomycota; Exobasidiomycetes; Microstromatales; Microstromataceae
Product: gamma-glutamyltranspeptidase
Exons: 4
Coding region: 288-2045 (585 amino acids)
Source: RefSeq, a predicted model, not a curated record
GGUACGCCACCAGACAUUCUCAUACUCUGACUGGCUCUGUGUUGGUGAUCAUCGCUGUGUGCGUCGUUGCAGCAGGGCGUGGCUGCCUUCUCAGCCGGCGUCUUCGGCUUUCGCUCACCGUCAAUGCCGAAAAGUCAGCACAGACCUGCGUUGCUGACCGCCGGAAGCCGCCUUCUUAGAUAGCAGCAAGGGCCGCACCAGAUUGGGAUAACACUACCCCACAGAGAUUACCCAGCUGCCUCUUCCAACCUUCUUGCUGUCCCAUAUACACCGACUCACCACCCAUCAUGGCCGCCGCUACCCGUAACCCCAUUGAUUGGUCCAAGAUCCACCCUGCCGAGCUGGAGCAGCGCUUCGCUCCCUUCGCCUCGCGGCGCUCCCAGGUCAUGUCCACUCGGGGCGUCUGCGCCUCUGCUCAGCCCCUCGCUUCGGCCGCAGGUGUAGAGAUCCUCAACAAGGGUGGCAAUGCUGCAGAUGCCGCCGUGGCCAUGGCUGCUGCUCUCAACGUCACCGAGCCCUGCUCGACGGGAAUUGGCGGAGACGCCUUCUGCCUGUACUACGAUGCCAAGACCAAGAAGGUCCGGGCCUUUAAUGGCUCUGGCCGCUCUCCCAAGGGAAUGACCCUCGAGAAGUUGCGCAAGGCAGGAGUGGAAGGUCCCUCGAUUCCCUUUCUCUCCAUCCACGCCGUGACUGUGCCCGGAGCACCAGCAUGCUGGGUGGAUACAGUGGAGAAGCUUGGGUCAGGCAAAGUCACAAUGGCGGAGAUCCUCGCCCCAGGUAUCCGACUCGCCGAGGGUGGCUAUCCUGUUCACGAGAUCGUGUCCCACGCCUGGACCCGCUCGGCAAACGUCAUCAGUGAGGCAUCUGACCAUGGGCAUCACAUGCUCCUGGACGGCAAGGGUCCUCAGCCGGGUGAGGUCAUGGAGAUGCCCUACCUGGGCAAGACUUUCCGAGAGCUAGCGACCAAGGGGAAAGACGGCUUCUACAAGGGUCGCAUUGCAGAGGCCAUUGUGGAGCUCGUGCAGAGCAAGGGAGGCUUUCUGACCCUGGAGGACCUCGCUGAACACGCUGAGCAAGGUACCGAAGAAGUAGAGCCUAUUUCGUACACUUACAACCACGGGGGAGACAAGGAGGGUGUGACACUCCACGAGUGUCCGCCCAACGGUCAAGGUCUCACGGCUCUGAUCGCCCUCGGCAUCAUUGAUGCGCUGCAAGAUUCGGGAGCUGUACCAGACCUCAAUACCCUGGAGCACAAUGGCGCCGAGUACCUGCAUGUGAUCAUUGAAGCUCUUCGAUUGGCCUUUGCAGACACAAUGUACUACGUCGCCGACCCUCAGCAUGGCAAUGUUCCUGUCAAGGAGCUACUCAGUAAGGAGUACCUCGCCAAGAGGGCCAAGCUCUUCGACCCCAAAAAGUCGUCGAAGAUCGAAAAGGGUUACCCGGUCAAUUCGAGCGAUACAGUGUACUUCUCUGUGACGGACGAGGACGGCAAUGCUUGCUCUUUCAUCAACUCCAACUACGCUGGAUUUGGAACUUGUGCCGUGCCUCGAGACUGUGGCUUCACCCUACAGAAUCGAGGAGCAGGCUUCGUUCUGCAAGAAGGUCAUCCCAACUGUGUUGCGCCAGGCAAGCGACCCUACCACACUAUCAUCCCCGCUCUUGUGACCAAGGGUGACGAGCUGGUGAUGAGCUACGGAGUAAUGGGAGGGUACAUGCAACCCCAAGGCCACGUCCAAGUCCUCCUCUCCAUCCUCCGAGGCUACAGUGCACAAAGUGCUCUCGAUGCUCCUCGUAUGUGCCUAGGCGCAGGUAUGCCAGACGAAGGAGCCAUCGACUCUUCCGUCUUUCUCGAGGAAGGCAUUUCUCCCUCUGUAGUUGAAACGUUACGCUCCAUGGGCCAUACGGUCGACUUGGUUACGGGACAUGCCAGGGGACAAUUUGGACGUGGACAGGUUAUUCAGCGCAUACAGAGAAAGGGAGGGAAGAGCGCUUGGGCUGCUGGGAGCGAUCCGAGGGCGGAUGGGGCGGCGAUUCCUCAGGUCUAGAACUCAAGGGCAAGGGGGAAGAGUUGCACUCCUGUACAUCUGGCGAAGAAAUUUGCAGGGUAUAUUAUUCGGAAAUCGU